This is a messenger RNA of Eurytemora carolleeae, 639 nucleotides long. RefSeq lists its product as uncharacterized. The record is from RefSeq and is a predicted model, not a curated record. Lineage: Eukaryota; Metazoa; Arthropoda; Copepoda; Calanoida; Temoridae.
UAAUCUCUGUUAAACCCACUGUAAAAUUCAAGACAAUUAUCAUUUUCUUUCUAUAUUUUCAGAGGAAACUAAAUAGAUCCAUAAAUUCUGGAGAAUGACUGGGAAAAUGACAUACUUAUGUGACAGGGGAACGAUGACAAUGAGUUGCAGGGAUGGAAAACUUCACAAUCACUCAGCUGAUUUUGGCGCCAAAUCAGCUGAUUAUUGCGCUUCCGCUCUCAGCAUUGAAAACGCGGGAAACAUCGGUGACCAUGGUAUAGGUUCUGAAAAAUGUGAAAAUGGUAAGCCGGCUAAAAAUGCCCAACGCCCUAGAUUACCUCUACCUAAGAUAAAGCCCAUUCACAGGGCGGAUACUCGAACUAUUCUAGAGAGAUUAGAAGCCAGGCUCCAGGAUAUAUCUAGAUCCCAGAGGGUUCUGUACAGCCUGGUUACUGAAUGUUCAAACCGGUCUAAUCUAGUUUAUCAACAAAACUCAUUUAUUAUCAAUCAUCUGAAAAUCAGGACUGGAUUAAGACUCCUCCCUUCCCCCCUUCCAGGUCAUUUUGUUGCUCAGAGCAGAAUGAAAAUACUCUUUGCAACGCAGCAGCAAGAUAUGAUGAUUGUUCAACCACAAUUAUAAAAAGUCGAUCAAAAGUAUGA